This is a messenger RNA of Dimorphilus gyrociliatus, 1475 nucleotides long. NCBI's taxonomy places the organism in Eukaryota, Metazoa, Annelida, Polychaeta, Dinophilidae. The record is from the annotation of a GenBank genome assembly.
GGCACACUCUUAUUUCCGGCAAAAUGGCGUCACCGAUUUUGUCAAGAUCACUUAUUUUUUGUCCAAUUUAGUAAGUUCUUUAUAAUUCAUUGAAAUUAAGGGUUGACAGCCAACUGUCAAAGUAAUUUUGCUGAGGGUGCAAUCUAAUACCUGAAACUUUAUGUAAUAAACAGCGAUUUUCUUAAGAAUUAUAGAGGUCAAUUUUCAAUGCCGUUCAGCCUAUUAUCGCUUUUACUAUUUAAUUAAAAGAACUUUUCUACCACAGCUCGCAGGUACGAUGCAUGGCAACAUUGAAAGACAGUAAGUUGAUUUGUAAUCAUAAUGUAGUUACAGACAAAAUAGAUCUUCCUAGCUAAGUUGAAUACCAAACUUAUCAUGACAACCUUCAGCCAAACAAACUGAUUCAAAUCGUAAUCAGUUUACCUCUAUAAAUUUUCUAAUAGAUAAAGAUACAUAAGCUAACACAAUCUUGAAAUUGGUUGUCAAGUUGUAUGUAAUUUGCUUGACACUCAUAAUUACCCACACCUUCAGUUUCAACUCGCCUGAAGUCUGUCAAGAACAUACAAAAGAUUACGAAGUCCAUGCAGAUGGUAUCAGCCGCUAAAUAUGCUAAAGCUGAGCGUGAUUUAAAAUCGGCUAGACCUUAUGGACAAGGAGCCAAGGCUUUUUAUGAAAAAGCUGAAAUCAUUUCUGAUCCACAAAAGCCUAAACAUCUUUUGAUCGCUAUGACUUCUGAUAGAGGACUGUGCGGGGCGGUUCAUUCUAGCAUUGCGAAAAUGAUCCGUCAUGAUAUGGCCGCUAAGCCAAGUGGAACAGAAACUAUGAUUGUCUGUGUUGGAGACAAGUCUAGAAGCAUCCUAGGAAGAUUAUUCCCCAAAAAUAUUUUGUUGCAAGUUACUGAUAUCGGAAAGAAGCCACCGACUUUCGCUGAUGCUUCAAGAAUUGCUGAAGCGAUUAGUCAAUCUGGAUAUGAAUUUGAUUUCUGCCAGAUGUAUUACAAUUACUUCAAGUCUGUUGUCGCUUAUAAUACAUCCACUAUUCCCCUUUUCAACACAUCUACUAUAAGUGCAUCGGAUAAAAUUACUGUAUACGAUUCUAUUGAUCAAGAAGUUUUAGAAUCGUUUAACGAAUUUUCGCUGGCUUCACUUAUUUAUUACGCCAUGAAGGAAGGAGCUUGCAGCGAACAAAGUGCUAGAAUGACCGCUAUGGACUCAGCAUCUAAAAAUGCUGGAGAAAUGAUCGACAAACUAACCCUCAACUUUAACCGAACCAGACAAGCGGUGAUCACUAGGGAGUUGAUUGAAAUUAUUUCGGGAGCUGCAGCAUUGAAAUAGAUUAAAAAUUGACAUAAGAAUCAUUCGAUUGUAGAUGAAAUUGUGUAGGGUGUGUGUAAUUAAGAAUACACUUUGAAAGUUUGGAUGACGUUAGAUCAAUCUCCAACUCAAUCUAAAAAUUGUUAAUUUUUUAAAGACUGA